This is a messenger RNA of Chaetomium strumarium, 1420 nucleotides long. RefSeq names its product Elongator complex protein 5. Bases 127 to 1242 code for a protein of 371 amino acids. The record is from RefSeq and is a predicted model, not a curated record. Gene Ontology annotation, cellular component: cytosol; elongator holoenzyme complex; nucleus. Gene Ontology annotation, molecular function: tRNA binding. The transcript is spliced from 3 exons. Lineage: Eukaryota; Fungi; Ascomycota; Sordariomycetes; Sordariales; Chaetomiaceae. Gene Ontology annotation, biological process: tRNA wobble uridine modification.
CUAUAUCUUACACCUUUCAGGCAACCCGUAUAUUCACCCUCUAUUCUUGUAUUUCGAGGUAUUGACUACAGCCUUGCUAACAUUCCUGCUACUUAACUUUUCCACGUCUUACUCCGCAGCUAAAUCAUGGCGCCGUCUGCUCAGGCGCACAAGAGGGCUCACAGCCUGCUGCUGUUUGAGAAGCUGCUCAACCUUCGAGACAGCGCCAGUCCGCUCAACCUCAUACUAGAUAACCUCGAACAGAGCGCUCAGCCAUUGCUCCAAGAGUUUAUGAGGAGGGCUAAGAAUGAACGGGCAAAGGUUGUCUUCGUGUCCUUUGCGACAAUAAAAAAGCCCGCUAUCUCGGACGUCUUCAUCAAGGCCCGGGGCAAAUCCCUCAAGGCACUCGCAGCAGACAUAGUUUCUCAUGUCGCGCCUCCGCGAACUAACAGCCAAAACACUCCGGCCAGUACACUUCAGAGAUCUCUAAUCAUAAUCGACACCCUCAACCCCCUCGCCUCUCACUUUGCUCACCUCCUUCACUCCUUCUUCACAUCCAUCAUCACCCACUCCGUCUCUCUCGUCGCAGUCUACCACAUCGACGUCCCUCCCCUCCCUCUCCACCACUUCCAACACUCACCUGUAUCUUUUAUAUCCGUCUCCGAAUACUCUCCCGACCCACUAACCCUCCUCACCCACAUCGCUACGGCCAUCUUCCGCGUCUCAAGCCUCUACCAAGCCAUCGAGUCCCGCCGCGCCCGGGAACGGAGCCUUGCCGAGCCGGAAUGGGGCCUCCGCGAGGGUAGGGAGGGUGUGUUGAUCGGGUUACGAAGAAGCAACGGAAGCGGAAAGGGAGGGGAUAGAAUGAUGAAGAAUGCGGAUGGCGUCGUGGUGGAGAUGGAGAUGCGCAGGCGCAGUGGGCGUGCCGUGGAGGAGCGGUUCGUUUUGGCCCAGAAGGGCGGUUCUGGGUCGAAGGACCGGGAGGUCGGGUGGGGGAUCAUACUGAUGGCAGAUCAUCCUGCUUUUCGCAAGUCGGUUCUUGGUGGUGAUGAUGGGAGCGAGGGAGGGGAGGACGAGGAGGGGGAAGGAGGAAUGCAGGCGACUUUCAAUCUCGGUUUGACGGAGAAGCAGAGGCGGGAUAGGGAGGGGGUGGUGCUGCCCUACUUUGACGCACAGGUCGAGAUCGGCGGUGGAGAAGGGGGGAGGAUUCUGUAUGACAUGGGGAGGGAGGACGAUUUUGAUGAGGAGGACGACGAGAUUUAGGUGAUUUUCAGUUGCUAUAAUUGCCUGAAAACCUAUGUGAAGUUACGGCCCCGAUUCCCUCACCACUUUCUGGAAUAUAUGAUACCUUCUACCCCAGAAUGUCUGACGAAAAUACCUAUCUUUAACUCAAGUGGUUCAACUAUUUUUCACACUUCUCUUUCCUUAGCUUUCUUUUGUG